Messenger RNA from Ziziphus jujuba (common jujube), 1887 nucleotides. RefSeq names its product 5'-adenylylsulfate reductase 2, chloroplastic. Lineage: Eukaryota; Viridiplantae; Streptophyta; Magnoliopsida; Rosales; Rhamnaceae. Gene Ontology annotation, molecular function: phosphoadenylyl-sulfate reductase (thioredoxin) activity. The record is from RefSeq and is a predicted model, not a curated record. The coding region runs from base 107 to 1519 and encodes 470 amino acids. The transcript has 4 exons.
AAGCUGGGUGUACACACGCAUUAACAGAAAAGAAAUUAGAUAGAAAAAAACACAAACGAAAAAAAAAAAAAAAAGAGAAAGAGAACGUUUAAGUCUCUAAUUUCUUAUGCGAAUGGCUUUUGCUGUAGCUUCUUCUUCUUCUGCGAUUUCUGGGCCUUCUUUUUCUCCUUCCAAUGCUUGUUCUGAGCCUAAAGCUCUGCAGCUCGCUCCAUUCCGGUUAUUAGAUCGGACUCAUGGUCAAUCUUCAGUUUUGAAUCUUUCUCAAAGACGCUGUGCCGUGAAACCCUUAAAUGCCGAGCCAAAACGAAACGAUUCCAUUGUACCUCUUGCGGCAACCAUAGCUGCUCCUGAGGUGGUAGAGAAAGAGAAAGUUGAGGCUGAAGAUUGUGAGCAACUAGCCAAAAGCCUUGUAAAUGCUUCCCCUCUUGAAAUUAUGGACAAAGCCCUGGAGAAAUUUGGCAAUGACAUCGCAAUCGCUUUCAGUGGAGCUGAAGAUGUUGCUUUGAUUGAGUAUGCACGUUUGACUGGUCGACCGUUUAGGGUGUUCAGCCUGGAUACCGGGAGACUGAACCCUGAAACAUACCAAUUUUUUGACACAGUUGAGAAGCAUUAUGGCAUUCGCAUUGAAUAUAUGUUUCCGGAUUCUGUUGAAGUUCAGGCAUUGGUAAGGAGCAAGGGGUUGUUCUCCUUUUAUGAGGACGGGCACCAGGAGUGCUGCCGUGUGAGGAAGGUGCGACCCCUGCGAAGGGCCCUCAAAGGGCUUCGCGCUUGGAUCACUGGCCAGAGAAAAGAUCAAUCUCCUGGUACUAGGUCUGAAAUUCCUGUUGUCCAGGUGGAUCCAGUUUUUGAGGGUUUGGAUGGUGGAAUUGGCAGCCUUGUAAAGUGGAACCCUGUGGCAAAUGUUGAUGGUCGAGACAUAUGGAAUUUCCUCCGUGCUAUGAAUGUGCCUGUGAAUUCAUUGCAUUCACAAGGCUACAUUUCAAUUGGUUGUGAACCUUGCACAAGGCCUGUCCUUCCUGGACAGCACGAGAGAGAAGGAAGGUGGUGGUGGGAGGACGCCAAGGCCAAGGAGUGUGGCCUCCACAAAGGAAACAUUAAACAGGAAGAUGCUGCACAGCUUAAUGGCAGUGGAGGCGAUGCAAAUGGAACUGCCACUGUUGCUGACAUUUUCAACUCCCAGAAUUUGGUAACCUUAAACCGGAAUGGAAUAGAGAACUUGGCAAAACUGGAGAACCGAAGAGAACCAUGGCUUGUUGUGCUCUAUGCGCCAUGGUGCCCGUUCUGCCAAGCCAUGGAAGGACCAUAUGUAGAAUUGGCUGACAAGUUGGCGGGGAGCGGUGUUAAAGUUGGGAAGUUCAGAGCAGAUGGGGAGCAAAAGGAGUUUGCAAAGAGCGAACUUCAGCUUGGAAGCUUCCCCACCAUACUUUUCUUCCCCAAACACUCAUCUCAUCCGAUUAAGUACUCCUCAGAAAAUAGGGAUGUUGAUUCAUUGAUGGCUUUUGUGAAUGGCCUCCGAUGAUGGAAGUUACCGGUUUCAAUAAAAGAGUUAAUUUGGAAAAAUGAAGCACCAAUGGAAGGUUGAGUCAACAUCAAGUUGGCAAAACAAAGUGGAAAAUGAGCGCGGACGUUUCACGUAUGGAAUUCAUAGAAUUCUACGAGUUAUGUGCCCCUGCUUCAAAAUUGAAUACAGGGUAUUUUGUAUAUGGUUAGUUUUGAGGUAUUUCUUCCUCAAUUUGAGUCCAGCAUAAAGCUUGUUUAGGGGGGUAGGAACUAGAAGUUUGUAUUUUUGUAGUGAUUGUUUGGGAUGAGGGUAUUUUCUGGCCGGGAAUGGUUAAUAUAUUGUUAUUUUUGUAUUGAAAUGACAAAAAUUGAGAGUUUUUCCAUGCC